Anastrepha obliqua is the source of this 983-nucleotide messenger RNA. Its product is annotated as ecdysone receptor-like. NCBI's taxonomy places the organism in Eukaryota, Metazoa, Arthropoda, Insecta, Diptera, Tephritidae. The transcript is spliced from 2 exons. The record is from RefSeq and is a predicted model, not a curated record. The coding region runs from base 273 to 983 and encodes 236 amino acids.
UAGGAAAGCAGCAGAGAGCAUACAAUACAAUUUUAUUAAAAAAAAAAAUUAGUUAACAAAAAUUAGAAAAAUUGCUUAAGUACAUACAUAAAGUCAGUGUGAAAAACUGUAGCAAAAGUAGCAGAAAAUAUUAGUGAAAACAAAAGUGCAAUAAAAUAUUGCAGUUUGAAACUGCAAAAUCAACUCGUCGCUCAUCAACAUCCACGCUGUCCACACCACAGGCACACCAAACCAAAAAAAUUUCCACCCUGAUUGGUCAGAGGCAAACAACAAUGAUGAAGCGACGUUGGUCGAAUAACGGCGGUUUCGCCUUUCGCAUGCUCGAAGAAUCUUCCGCCGAAGUGAGCUCAUCCUCCACCGGCCUUGUGCUUAGCACCACACUCUCACCCUCACCGCUCGAUUCGCCUGUCUAUGGCGAACAGGAUCUUUGGUACGAAUCCGCCUUCAAUGGGCAUGGUGGCCACAGCGUGAUCACGUCGGCUCAUGGCUGUGCCAAUUUGCUGCCACCUCAAACCUCCAUAAUUCCCCUGCACCCAUUAGGUGGCAUCCCCAAUAUGAAUGUCAACAGUGCUGGCAAUGCCGCGAAUGGUGUACAUUUCGGUAAUGGCAAUAACGGAGGCAGCGGAAGUGGGGGCGGCGGUGGUGGUGUAGGUGGCAUUGCAUUGGCUCACGGCAAUCAGCUGGGCAAUGGACAUCUUGGAAAUCAGCAAAACGCACAAAAUAAUAAUAGUAGUAAUCUGAAUCUGAAUAAUAGCAGCAAUAUGUUGCAUGCCACUCUGAAUCAGGGUCUAAUGAAUGGUUUGAUGGGUGGUGUAUUGGGUGGAAAUGUGGGAAUGCAACACAAUGGACUCAGCAUGCAGCAGCACACACCGCGCAGCGAUUCGGCGAAUUCGAUAUCAUCAGGUAUGUUUCCAACAGGUUCAUUUGACUAUUUUUCGGAAGUUGAAAUGGGUAAGCUGGCAGGAAAUUAUUUUGGAAGUUAG